AUGCCCGCCGCCCCCUCCACCAAAACUUCUGAGCAGCUCCUCGACGCCAAGGAUGCCCUCGCGCACCUGGCCACCUACCCCCGCUCGGACGGCCUGUCCAUCGCCGACCUCAUGGACUCCACCAUCCGUGGCGGACUGACCUACAACGACUUCCUCAUGCUCCCCGGCAAGAUCGACUUCCCUGCGAGCGACGUCGUCACCGACACGCGCGUCACGCGCAAUGUCGUCCUCAAGACGCCCUUCUUCAGCUCUCCGAUGGACACGGUUACGGAGACAGACAUGGCAAUCAGCCUGGCGCUCCUUGGUGGGAUUGGUGUUAUCCACCAUAACCAGUCGGCCGAGAGCCAGGCGGCGAUGGUUCGCGCGGUCAAGCGCCACGAGAACGGGUUCAUCACUGACCCGGUGGUGUUCUCGCCUGAACAUAUCGUCUCGGAUGUACUGGAUAUCAAGGCGCGCCUUGGGUUCUGUGGGAUUCCUAUCACCGAGAACGGCAAGCUCGGCGCCAAACUCGUCGGCAUCGUCACCUCGCGUGACGUCCAAUUCCGCGACUCUACUACUCCCUUGCGCGAUGUCAUGGUCACCGACCUCAUCACCGCCCCGCAGGGUGUCACCCUCGCCGAGGCCAACCACAUUCUCCGCGACUCCAAAAAGGGUAAACUCCCUAUCGUCAACACCCAGGGCUGCCUCGUCUCCCUCCUCGCCCGCUCCGACCUGCUGAAGAACCAGAACUUUCCCUACGCGUCCAAGGAUCCUGAGACGAAGCAGCUCUACGCCGCCGCCGCCAUCGGCACGCGCCCGAACGACCGCGAGCGCCUGCGUCUGCUCGUCGACGCGGGCCUGGACAUCGUCAUCCUCGACUCGUCGCAGGGCAACUCGAUCUACCAGGUCGAGAUGAUCCAGUGGAUCAAGCAGGAGUUCCCCAAGCUCGAGGUCAUCGCCGGCAACGUCGUCACGCGCGAGCAGGCAGCGAGCCUGAUUGCUGCGGGCGCGGACGGUCUGCGCAUUGGCAUGGGCUCGGGCUCGAUCUGCAUCACGCAAGAGGUCAUGGCCGUCGGCCGCCCGCAAGCGACGGCGGUGUACUCCGUCGCGGAGUUCGCGCGCAAGUUCGGUGUGCCAGUCAUCGCCGACGGCGGUAUUGGCAACGUAGGGCACAUUGUCAAGGCCAUCGCUCUCGGUGCGAGCGCGGUGAUGAUGGGCGGGCUCCUCGCGGGCACGACCGAGGCGCCGGGCGAGUACUUUUACCAUGACGGCAAGCGCGUCAAGGCGUACCGCGGCAUGGGCUCGCUCGAGGCGAUGGAGCAGGGCAGACCGGGCGCGGCGCAGGCGAACGGGAAGCCAGGCACGACGAAGCAUGCGGGUGUGACGACAAGUCAACCUCACGAGAACGCGGCGACGACGAGGUACUUCUCGGAGUCGUCGGCGGUUAAGGUCGCGCAGGGUGUGUCAGGGGAUGUGCAGGACAAGGGCAGCGUGAAGCAGUUCUUGCCGUAUUUGCAUGUUGGCGUGCAGCAUUCGCUGCAGGAUAUUGGGGUGAGGAGCAUCGACGAGCUGCAGGCGGGUGUCAGGGCGGGCACGGUGCGGGUCGAGUUCAGGACGGCGAGUGCGCAGCUUGAGGGCGGUGUGCACGGUAUGAACUCAUAUACGAAGAGGUUGUACGCAUAG
Messenger RNA from Coniophora puteana RWD-64-598 SS2, 1662 nucleotides. Its product is annotated as IMP dehydrogenase. The transcript has 3 exons. Gene Ontology annotation, cellular component: cytoplasm. Gene Ontology annotation, molecular function: IMP dehydrogenase activity. Bases 1 to 1662 code for a protein of 553 amino acids. NCBI's taxonomy places the organism in Eukaryota, Fungi, Basidiomycota, Agaricomycetes, Boletales, Coniophoraceae. Gene Ontology annotation, biological process: GTP biosynthetic process. The record is from RefSeq and is a predicted model, not a curated record.